UAAUAAAUAUUUUUAAUAAAUAUUUCAAUGUAACCUUGAUCGAUUCUUUUUAGAUUUCAUUCUUUAAUUAUUAUAAGAUAUGAACCGUUAGACAAUCGUGGUAGACAAAUAUCAUAUAUUAUAUAAUAUUUUCUGAGUCAGAUAUCAAAAAUAAUUAUCGUUAAUUUUAAGUUACGAUACGAACAAUUGCGAUUAAGUGAAUAAAAUAAACAUAAUCUAUUUAGAUUAAAUUUUAUCAAUUCUGAUUAAGGAAAAGAUUAAAUAAUGACUCAUACAAGAACACUGCUAUGGAUUAUUGUCUUCGUAAUUUUAACCUUAGAUAUCAUUCCGGAGAACAUGGCAAUUACAUUAAACAAAAGAGAUUCAAGAUCUCCCAAUUAUUUACUUCCGUAUGUGCUCAUAUUUAUAUGUGUGCUUGCCCUCAUUAUACUAAUAAUUCUAAUUGUUAUAUGUUACAAUGAUCAAAUUUUAAGGUGCAUAUCAUAUAGUUUCGAUCAUUUGAGAAACUGUCUUCAUAGAAGUUUUCAAUGUUUUCAUAGAAAUAAUUCUGAACCUGCUGAACCUUCUGUAAGACAUGAAACUAUAACUAGAAGAGUAUAUUUUAUCGAGGAUAAUUAA
This is a messenger RNA of Pogonomyrmex barbatus (red harvester ant), 618 nucleotides long. RefSeq lists its product as uncharacterized. NCBI's taxonomy places the organism in Eukaryota, Metazoa, Arthropoda, Insecta, Hymenoptera, Formicidae. The record is from RefSeq and is a predicted model, not a curated record.